This is a messenger RNA of Trifolium pratense (red clover), 1244 nucleotides long. RefSeq lists its product as uncharacterized. Bases 141 to 1178 code for a protein of 345 amino acids. The record is from RefSeq and is a predicted model, not a curated record. NCBI's taxonomy places the organism in Eukaryota, Viridiplantae, Streptophyta, Magnoliopsida, Fabales, Fabaceae. The transcript has 3 exons.
UGGCCAACCUCAUAAUGUAAUCCUUAAUUCCCUGUCUUUAUUCUGUUUAAAACCCCAAUCCCUCCAAAGCUUAGGAAAACACACACAUAAACAAACUCAUUUUUCACCUACAUAUUUGGCACACUAAGAAACACACAAUAAUGUCUUAUCAUAAUGGUAUGCAACAAAGUAACAACGUUGUUGAAGAACAUGAAACUCUGACAUACCAAACCUACCCGUGUGGAUACUAUGUCCAAAGCCCCUCCACACUGUCCCAUGCCAACAGUGUAGACAUAAGAAGCAACAUCCAAAACGACGCCGAAUCAACUUUUCACUCCCCGAAUCAAUCUGAGACCCAUCCGACAAAUUCGAACCGCAUAGCCCUUUGCCGCUACUCCUCUUCUCGAGGCUCUAACCAUUCUUUCUUGCACCACAAGAAAAUCUCAUAUGACGGUACUGUCACUGAGAAUGACGAUGAUCACCAUCUGGUGAUCGUCGAUGACAGUGGCAGUGUCGUUAGUGAUGAGGAAGAGAAAGGGUUGUUUGAUGAGUAUUAUUGUGAGAAAAAUGAAGGAGGGUGGAAGAGGUACUUUUCUUACCAUAACACUGAUUCAUAUGCUUGGAUUUGGUUGCAAGUGAGUUGGAGAAUUAUGGUGAGUUUUGGAUUUGCAUUGCUUGUGUUCUACAUUGCUACAAAACCCCCUCCUCCCAAAUUCUCCCUUGAGAUUGCAAGGAUUCCAGAAUUUAAACUAGGGGAAGGAGUGGAUAGAACUGGAGUGACAACAAAGAUUCUGACAUGCAAUUGCUCCAUGAAUUUAAUCGUAGAGAAUAAAUCAAGAUUCUUUGGUCUUCAUAUUCGUCCUCCAAUGAUGGAUAUGAAAUUUUCCAUCUUACCCUUUGCAUUUUCAAAUGGUCCUGAGCUCUAUGCAGAAAGUGGAUUAACAAUCUUUACGUUACAAUUAGGGGUAAAGAAUAAAGCCAUGUAUGGUGCUGGAAGAAGCAUGGAGGAUAUGCUAGAUUCUGGAAGAGGAUUACCAAUAGUAAUACAAGUAAUCUUAAGUUCAAGUUUUGAAAUGGUGCCAAAACUUGUUAAGCCUAAGUUCCAUCACCAAGUUGAAUGUAUAGUGGUUCUUAAGAAGGCUUACAAUAAGAAACAUCGAUCUCAAGCAUUUAAUAGUACUUGUAAAGUAACUUCUUGAGUAAAUGUGACUUUGAUGUACUCUAGUCUUUUGAUUGGUUCCAACGGUUUCUUAACUUCCAAGGAA